GAUCAGCAUCGUGUUCUCAGUAGUCAAUAUCAAAUUUAGGUUGACCAUCUCCAGACAUAAAUCGAAAAGAUCAUUCCACCAUUCCAAGUGCAAAGCAAGCAUCGCGUCUCUGAUGUCUGUAGAUCCCGCGAUCCUCUGCUUGCUUCCCUCCAUCUCCUCUACGUCUCCCUCCAAUCCUCCCUCCAUCUCGCUCUCGUCGCUGUCAGGUGGUACGUCUGCUGCUCGUACGCAAAAGCUCACCGUCAACGACCAAAGCACGACCAACUCAAAAGCCACCGAGUCAAGACACUACUUUCUCAAGACAAGUUCCUCUCCUGAUGCCUCGACCAUUUUCAGAGGCGAGCACGUAUCUUUAUCAGCAUUAUCCACCGCCAUUCCUGAUUUCUGUCCGAGACCGAUCGGCCAUGGCACGUACGAGAAUGAUGCCAGAACAUCAUUCCUGUUGACCGAGUUUAUCGAGUCUGGCGGAUCCUCUUCCACCCAAUCUUCCUACCAUGAGAACGAUGAACCUCCGCUUUCUCUCGCUGCAAAGAUUGCCCAUCUCCACUCGCUUCCUUCAUCAAUUGCCGAGGAUCUUGAAAAGCCAGGUUUUGGAUUCCCCGUCACGACGUUUUGUGGUGAUACUCCACUUGACAAUUCAUGGUGUUCUACUUGGGUGGAAUUCUUCGCAGAGAGGAGGUUGUUGGCAAUUGCCGAUCGGUUUGAAAAGCUGCAUGGGAAAGAUGACGAGCUGAGAAACAUUGUUGACAGAGUGUGUUCGGAGGUUGUAAAGAGACUAUUAGGAAACGAAACUCUUUGCUCACCACAUGGUCCCCCACCGCGUCUAAUCCACGGCGAUCUCUGGUCCGGCAACACAACCAUCGGCACACUCGCACCAUCAGAAAGUCCCUCCUCCCGUCCCGAAGCCCUGACAUUCGACCCGUCAUCCUUCUACGCACACUCCGAAUUCGAUCACGGCAUCAUGAGCAUGUUUCCGGGUGGGACAUUCGAUUCGGAAUUUUGGAGGGAAUACUUUUCCGUCAAGGAAAAGGAUGAGCCCAAGGAGGAAUACGAUGAUCGUGUGGCCUUGUAUAGGAGCUGGCAUGCGUUGAACCACGCUGUCAUGUUCGGCGGCCGCGGAUCAUAUCGGACAUCCGCACUGAGGACUCUUAGGGAUCUUCUGAGCAAGUACGGUACAUCGUGAACUGGUGGUGGGGCGAUGCAUUGCCAGACUACCGUCAAUGAAACCGAAUCCUGUGGCUGGUACCCCAAGGAUCCAAGGUCGAAUCGGGCUUGAAUACCUAAUCGUGGAGAUUGUCGAGAUGCAGGGAGCGGGCAAGUAAUUAGAGCAAGGAUAUUGUCAUAAUUCGAUGUGGCUCAGCCGGAGUUUCCAGGCGAGAGUAGAGGAACAGAGAAGCUGUGGAAAAUGGGGGGUUGAACCGUCGCGCAUGGUAAUGAUCAGCCACAAUACAGUUCGCUUUCUCUAAUUCAAAUCAGU
Molecule: messenger RNA, 1477 nt
Organism: Dissoconium aciculare CBS 342.82
Lineage: Eukaryota; Fungi; Ascomycota; Dothideomycetes; Mycosphaerellales; Dissoconiaceae
Exons: 3
Coding region: 113-1183 (356 amino acids)
Source: RefSeq, a predicted model, not a curated record